This is a messenger RNA of Rhizophagus irregularis DAOM 181602=DAOM 197198, 1488 nucleotides long. NCBI's taxonomy places the organism in Eukaryota, Fungi, Glomeromycota, Glomeromycetes, Glomerales, Glomeraceae. The record is from RefSeq and is a predicted model, not a curated record.
ACAAUGGACUUAGAAUGUAGUGAACAUGAAAUAAGUAGUACAAAAGUACCACAAAGUAUUCAAGAAUGCUGUGGAAAUUGUGUGAGAAUUUUAUGUUUUAAACAAAUAGUUAACAUAUAAAAUAAUAACAUUAGUUAUAAUGGAACUGAUAAAAAUAUUUCCACUUUAUACAAUAAGGUGAUUGAAAGUGAAAAAAAUUGUAAAUUAUGUGGAAAGUCAUUAUAUCAAGGAAAUGAAAUGAUUAUGAAGCAAUUUAAAUUAUGUUCAGAUUGUUAUCUAAUUUCUUCUGAAUUGAUAGAAUCAACCUUGGUUAAAAAACAAAUUUCAAUUUUUUACUUAUCAUGGUGGGAUAACAAAUCUUGGUGUGAUAUUUGUGAUUCAGGGUUAACAUUUACAUCAGACUGUCAAAAGUAUUGUGCAAAAUGCUUUAUAUUUUAUGUUGGAUGCAGAUAUUGUUUAACAACAAACAUUCUUUUUGGACCUAUGGAUCAAUCUCAAUGUAAAAAAUGCAAAAGAAUAUCGCCCAUAAAUAGUGGUCUUGAUGAUUUUCUUUUUAAUAAUAAUCUUGUAGUAUGCAAUGGGUUAGAUUAUUUGAAGUUAGCUGAAUUUGAAAAUAUUGUAAAAAACAUUAAUAAGUAUUUUAUACAACGGGAAAUAUUAGAGUCUAUAUUUAAAGAAAAAAAACAAGCAAAACAAAAUAAGUGGAUACCAUAUUCUCAAUUUAAAGAUGUAAAAGAAAUGACAAAGGGGGGAUAUGGUAUUAUAUAUAAAGCAACUUGGUCAAAUAAUAAAAAAAACAAAAAUGAAACUGUCAUUUUAAAAAGAUUUGAAAAUUCUAAAAAUAUUGGCAAAUAUUUCUUAAAUGAGUUAAAAUCAUGUGAUCAUUGUUUUAAGGACAAAGGGUGUCAUAUCAUUGAAACUUAUGGCUUUACAAAAGAUCCGGAAUUAGAGGAUUACAUAUUAGUUAUGGAAUAUGCAACAGGAGGGGAUUUACAUAAGCACUUACAGAAGGAUUUUGCAAGUAUUACAUGGAAUAAAGAAAAAUUACGUAUUUUACAUCAAAUUUCAAUAGGACUUAAAACUAUUCAUAAUAAAAAGUUUAUACAUCGAGACUUCCAUAGUGGAAACAUAUUGUUUGAUCCAAAAGGUAAUAGAGUGUUUAAUGAUGAUUGGGAAAUUGGAGAUCUAGGAUUAUCACAAGCUGUAAAUAGUAAAUCAUCAAAUAAUGAAGUAUAUGGAGUAAUACCUUAUAUUGCACCGGAAAUAUUUAGAGGAUCCGAAUUUUCUAAAGAAGCUGAUAUUUAUAGUUUUGGUAUGGUUAUGUGGGAACUUACAACGGGUUGUAAACCUUUUGAUAAUGUUAAACAUGAUCAUCAUCUUAUUUAUAAAAUUCUUGAUGGAGAACGACCUAAAAUUACAGAAGAUACACCAGAAUGUUAUGCUAAUUUAAUGAAAAGUUGUUGGGAUGCUGAUCCAAAAAAAAGACCU